AUGCAUUAUGGAGGCAACGAUGGCGUGGAAGGCAGUGAGGAAAGUGAUGAGUCGGCGGUGCGUGGGACGCAGGUGGUGCGGUUCAUGGUGGUGGGGCAAGUGGUGUGUCUAUCACCCGACUGCAGCGUGCAGCAUGCGCAGCUGAAGCCAAGCGUGACCAUCAAGGUGCUUCCCGUGAAGGCAGUGCGUGGAGAGGGCAAGAGAACAAGCAAGGACGGAGGUCAAGAUGGUGUGAGUGCUUCAGCUCCUCCGCCUGCUGCGGACGCUGACGUGGAUAUAUACGACGCAGUCUACCUGGCUCGAGCAAGCCAGCAGGGGACGGGCUGGCAGCAGGAGAAUGACCGUGUUACUUCCGUGCUGGUGCUGGUGCUGGGGGUGAAGGAGCGUGCUGACCUGCAGGAAGGGUUUGGGUUCUUCGUGCAGCACGUGCUGUCAGGCGGGCUUGAGAAGGCGCAUGCAGAGAGGGGGACGAGGGGAGGUGGGGAGCAGGCUGCUAAGAAAGCACGAGGGGAGGGAAAGGGAGGAAGCGGGAAGUUGGCGUCAGUGUUCUCACGGGCAGAGCACCGCAAGCUGGGCGCCAUGUUCUUCGGGGGGUCUACGCGUGCCAGCAGCACCCUGCAGGAUGCAGCCAUUGAGGCGGCCAAGGAGAAACUGAGGAAGCGAGGGCUGGCGACAGGGAUGAAGGAGGGAGUGGCAGUAUCUCGAGCCAGCACUUCUCCUGGCAGCAGCGCUUCUGUCGCCAACAGUGCGCUGUGUGAUGCUGGUAGCGGAGCAUUGGAUUGGGGCCGUGAGCCGGUCAACACAGACCCCACCGUUGGCCUCCUCACCUACCGGGUUGCCCGCAUCUUGCAGUGGCUUUGGAUCUAUGGCUCAGAUUUUAUCUUAGCCAAGAUGUGCUUCAAAGAAAACUCACAAGGUAAGGUCCUGCCCAUGCGCCACCCGCUUCGGGAACUUCCAAGCCUGCUGCUCCGGCUCGACAUUGUUCUCCCCCCUUUGGAUGGAAGCAGCCCCCAUGCAGAAUGGGAGGAGUGGCGUGAGGGGGGCGAAGCUGCUGUGAUAUUUCCCGACGACUCCAAUGCCAGAUGUUUUGGGCUGGGCAAGGUGGAUGGCAUGCAGGGUAGCAGGAACGGUGGGUGUGUGACAACUCAGUAUGGAAGCGUCCAACAGUCUCCCACGAGACAAGUGUCGUCAGCGCGAAGCAAGGAGUGCCGUCCAAUCGUGCGUUGCAGGGCAGAUGCGGACUUGCUGGUGGAGUUCGGCAGUUUGUUGUUAGAGGCACCCGCAUGCGCCCACUACAGCCGCUGCAUCCGCACCUACAUCUCAUACGUCCCCUUCGUCACCUUCAUCGCCAACUUCGCCUAUCGCCCCGCCACUGUCCUCCUCGACUGCUUUCUCUCCAUCUUCCAGCCCCACUCGCAGCAGUUUGAAAACCUUCUCGCCUGCGUGGGCCUGGAAGAUCCGCCUGACGGCCCUUUGGCGGCGGAGGAGCGUGGUGCGAGUGCACGCAAGGACGCAAUGGCGGAGAUCUAUGAGCGCUCUCUGCUUCACGGGGAUGGGAUUCCCACUGCAUGUGGCAGCAGCAGCAGCAGCAGCAGCAGCAGCAGCAUCCAUAGCAAUCAGGAGAGCAAGAAGGGGGAGGAGGCGGCCUAUAUGAGGGCAUGGCCGUGGGGAGUGAAUCUGGUGGCAUGUCUGCGAGAGAUGCUGCUGGGGGAGCCGUGUUACCGCCCUGCCUCCUGUGCUGCUCCAACCACCAUUGCUGCUGCUUGUGGGGGGCAUGUGUGCGCUGUUGUGGGGAGCAAGAAGAUUGAGGGUGGUGGUGUGAAGCUGAAGAACUGUUUUGCAUGUGGCAAGGUGGCGUAUUGCAGUAGAGAGUGCCAAAAGGCGCACCGGCCCUCCUACAAGCUCACAUGCUCCGGCACGACCAGCACCAAGAAGAGUGGGACAACCAGUGGCAAGGCGGGUGAGAAGAUGAGUGGCACGGUGAGUGGCACAGUGAGAGACACGGUGAGUGGCACGGUGAGAGGCACGGUGAGUGGCACGGUGAGAGGCACGGUGAGUGGCAUUGUGAGUGGCAUUGUUAGUGGCAUUGUGAGUGGCAAGGUGAGUGGCAAGGUGAGUGGCACAGUGAGUGGCACGGUGAGAGGCACGGUGAGUGGCACGGUGAGUGGCAUGGUAAGUGGCACGUGGCAGGAUGGGGAUGAAGGCGACAGAGAGAGUGGAAGAAAGGGUGGUGAGAGGGUGGUGAGGGAGUGGUGGGAGGGUGGUGAGAAGGUGGUGAGAGGGUAG
Messenger RNA from Closterium sp. NIES-65, 2286 nucleotides. The record is from the annotation of a GenBank genome assembly. Lineage: Eukaryota; Viridiplantae; Streptophyta; Zygnematophyceae; Desmidiales; Closteriaceae.